AUGGCUCAUAGCAUAGGCACCCCGUACACCCUGUACUCCGUGGUGGACGUUGACAAACCGUACGGUACCCGUAAAGAGAAGUAUUAUGUGUCCGAACCAUACCCCCCCCACCCCUCCGUAAUUAGUGGCAUGUAUCACGGGAGAUUCCCAAGUUAUUAUGUAGAUGGUGAUGGUUAUUUUUAUAAUGGGGAAGAAGAUUUUCUUAUGAAGAAACCAAAAAUUGGUGAAGAUCCCAAACCAGACGAAAAUAAAACAGGGGAAGUCGAAAAUAAAGCGGAGAGCGUGGAAAGCACAAACAACGGGUUGACUUUCUUUCAAGCGGUUAUGAUCAUCGUUCUUUUGAUGCGAUUAGGCAGGAAGAGAUGCACAAGGCUGAGGAGAAAGCACUGGGCAAGGAAAGAACUAAUAAAAUACCUGGACAAAGUGAACGAAAAAAUUAAAAAGGACGAUCUUAAGAUGGAAGACAAGUUAAAGAAACUGGAAAAAAAAAUAAAAACAGAAGAAAAAAAAAUGGAGGUAAAAUGGAAAGAAAAAAGAACAAAAGCCAGGGAUAAAAUAGCCAAAAAACCAUCGAAAGACACUUUGCCAGGUGUAGGCCCAUUCUACGACAAGGACAAAAGACUUUUGGAUAAAAAAUUGGACAUUGUAGGUUUCAAUUAUGAUAAGUAUAAAUAUAAUAAGAAAAGACGAUGGAAUUCUAUGAAAGCAACUUAUCAUAAGAAACUCAAAAAGGUACAAGAUAAACAAGAAAAGAGGAAACGGAUGAAGUGCCGACGAAUGUUUUUGUUUGAAAGGAGGUGGAAUUUUGGACCUAAAACAAUGAAAAAGUACUUGCAACAGAAACAACAGGAAUGCGAUUUAGAUAAAAUGCAUUAUACUAUGAAAGAGAUACUAGAAAAAGAAGAAGAAGAAGAAAAAGCGGCGGAAGAAGAAGUAGCAGAAGGAGCUAAAGAAAAAGAAAAGAAGGGAGAAGAGGAUGACGAUGACAACGAAGACGAGGAAGAGGACGAUGAUGAUGAUGAUGACUAUGAUGACGAAUACAAUGAUAAUGACGAAGAUGAGGAAGAAGAAUUAGAUGAUGACGAAGAAAUGGACGAUGAGGAGGAGGAAGAUUAUGAGGACGAUAACGAGGAUGAGUAUGAUGAAGAUGAUGAAGGGGAUGUGGAGGAGGAGGAUAUGCAGAACAAUGAGGACGACGAAGAGGACGAUGAUGGGUAUUAUGAAAAUUCUGAUGAUUAUUAG
Messenger RNA from Plasmodium coatneyi, 1242 nucleotides. RefSeq lists its product as uncharacterized. The transcript is spliced from 2 exons. The record is from RefSeq and is a predicted model, not a curated record. Bases 1 to 1242 code for a protein of 413 amino acids. Lineage: Eukaryota; Apicomplexa; Aconoidasida; Haemosporida; Plasmodiidae.